CACAAUAAUAUUGUUGGCACUCGACUCUCGUGUUUUUGUUGUUUUCCGUCGACGAAUCUUCCAAACAUUAUAUUCUAACUUUAAAGAUAAAGAAUUAAAGAUUACUUUAACAUAAUGGCAGCAUCAACAGUCUCAAGUGGACAAACUACGUCUACAUCUAAUUCUGUGGAAGCUAUUUUUGAUAAUAUGGAGUACGGACCUAACCCUGAAGCGCCAAAUGCUGCGCAGGCAUGGCUUGAUAGUCAUGAGAGAAAGCUUGGCCACUUCAUUAACAACAAGUGGGUGCGACCAGAGAAUCGUAAGACCUACACAACCCGUGGACCCGCGGCAGGGGAACCUCUGGCAACCACUGUCCAAGGGGAGGAAGAGGACAUCGAGCUGGCAGUGAGCUGUGCAUCCAAAGCCUACGAUUCAUGGAGUAAGCUCCCAUGUCAUGUAAGAGCAAGGCAUAUCUAUAGUAUCGCCCGUCAUGUUCAGAAGCAUCAUCGUCUGAUAGCGGUGGUUGAAUCCCUCGACAACGGUAAACCAAUCAGAGAGACUCGUGAUGCUGACAUCCCCAUUGUCAUUCGUCAUCUCUACCAUCAUGCUGGAUGGGCGGAGCUUAUGGACACGGAAAUGGCCAAUUGGAAACCAGUGGGUGUGGUCGGUGCCAUAGUUCCUUGGAACUUCCCCCUCAUGCUCCUGAUCUGGAAAGUGUGCCCCGCCUUAGCCAUGGGAAACACCGUGGUCCUCAAACCCGCAACGUACACCCGUCUCAGCGCCCUUCUCUUCGCCCAGAUCUGCGCAGAGGCAGGGCUGCCUCCCGGUGUGCUCAACAUCGUGACGGGUAACGGUGCAUUCGGUAGUAAGCUGGCUCUUCAUCCAAGGGUUGAUAAAGUGGCCUUCACAGGAUCAACAGAGGUUGGUCAGAUCUUGAGACGAGCCACUGCCGGAUCAGGAAAGAAGCUAUCCCUUGAGCUUGGAGGGAAAUCCCCCUUUGUUGUCUUUGAGUCAGCUGACCUUGAUUCAGCUGUAGAGGGCAUUGUUGAUGCUAUCUGGUUCAACCAAGGUCAGGUAUGUAGCGCUGGAUCAAGGCUUAUUGUCCAAGAGACGGUCAUGGCCAAAAUGGUGGCAAAGCUCAGAGAACGUAUAAUGCAUCUUCGUCUUGGUGACUCCCUGGAUAAAUCAGUAGACAUGGGUGCAGUGGUCGACCCCUCACAGCGUAAGACAGUGGAGGAAUACGUGGAGGAGGCCAGAAGAGAAGGAGCCGAGAUCAUUCAGAAUCCUGAUUGUGUACCAAAGAAAGGAUGUUACUACCCACCGACUGUCAUCACUAAUGUUCAGACAUCAUCUAGAGUCGUCAUGGAGGAAAUAUUUGGUCCAGUCCUGGUUGUCCUCCCAUUCCGCACAGCCAAGGAAGCCAUAGCCCUCGCCAAUAACACCAACUACGGUCUAGCCGGCAGUGUCUGGACAGAGAAUGUCAGCCUCGGACUGGAAGCAGCUCUGAGUAUCAAGGCUGGUGCUAUCUGGGUCAAUGCUCAUAAUAUGUUUGAUGCAGCGGCUGGUUUUGGAGGCUAUAGGCACAGUGGAUAUGGCAGAGAUGGUGGCAAAGAGGGUCUGUAUGAAUACGUAGUACCAUCAUGGAUGAACAAGACUAAACCUGGGACGGUAGACAUGGACAUCAAACUCUUCGGCAGCCAUGUUCCCAACAUUCCAACUGACAAUCCACCGGCGCCCUCUACUGUCCAAGUUGAUGGAUUCUCUAUGCCCAGCAUCGAUCGUACCUAUAAGCUUUACUACGGCGGUGCACAGAAGAGGCCAGACGGGAUGUACUCGAAACCUGUCAUGGAUGCGGAGAAUCAGGUUGUCGCGUUGGUCGCCGAUAGCAACAGGAAGGACGUAAGGAACGCUGUGGAAGCAGCUCACAAGGCAGCACCAGGUUGGGGCAAGCGAGCAGCUCACAACCGAGCUCAGAUUGUUUACUACAUGGCUGAAAACCUUGAACAGAGGAGGGAAGAAGUCGCUCAGGGUAUCGCUAGGUUGACGGGUCAAGAUAUGAAGAGUGCCCUCAACGAAGUUGAUCUGUCCAUUCAAAGGCUGUUCUACUGGGGAGCCUAUGCUGAUAAGUACGGUGGAACCGUUCAGGAGACCACUCUUUACGGAGCUACUGUUAAGAUCCAUGAACCGGUUGGGGUAGUUGGUAUCAUCUGUCCUGAAGAGAGCCCUCUCUUGGCCUUUGUUUCUUUGUUUGCUCCUGCUGUCAUCAGGGGUAAUGUUGUCAUUGCCGUGCCAAGUGAGAAGUAUCCACUACCAGCUCUUGGCUUCUAUCAGGUAUUUGAUACAUCUGACCUCCCAGGGGGCGUGGUCAACAUCCUGACCGGCGACAGCAGUCACAUGACCAAGUAUCUCUCCGAACAUCAGGACAUCCAGGCCAUGUGGUACUUCGGCACGCCCGAGGGGUCAAAGUUCGUAGAGCACACCUCGGCCGAUAACCUCAAGAGGACGUGGGUGAACUACGGAGCGAGCCGCGAUUGGUCGGAUAGAGCACAGGGGCAAGGGGAAGAGUUUCUCUACCAGUCUGUGGAGGUUAAGAACAUCUGGAUUCCAAUGGGAGAUAUCUAUGCUAAUUAGAUGCAAAUUAGAUGUACUCUUUAUCUACUUCCAUGUUCUUCUGUAUUUCUCUUUUCUUUCUACCUCGUGUUCUCAUUGUACCUGUAGAUGUGUGCUUUGUUAAAUAGAAUCUAGUAUUGUGUUUUAUAUUCUUUUUAUUCCUCCUUUCCCAAUCUAUUAUCACUCUUCUGUAGUUCUCUUUUCUUUCUUCGCAUGUGUCUUUUGUACUUGUAGAUGUGUG
This is a messenger RNA of Lytechinus variegatus (green sea urchin), 2830 nucleotides long. It is a transcript of the gene aldh16a1, whose product is annotated as aldehyde dehydrogenase family 16 member A1-like. The record is from RefSeq and is a predicted model, not a curated record. The coding region runs from base 115 to 2610 and encodes 831 amino acids. NCBI's taxonomy places the organism in Eukaryota, Metazoa, Echinodermata, Echinoidea, Temnopleuroida, Toxopneustidae. Gene Ontology annotation, molecular function: oxidoreductase activity, acting on the aldehyde or oxo group of donors, NAD or NADP as acceptor. The transcript has 12 exons.